GCCUCGUCUAAAGCUUCAUAAGCGGCUUGUCUUACGCAGACCUCCUCAGUUGGGCAACGUAUCUCGUCCAAGCCCUCCGAUUUCUCGCACAGCAAGCGAUCAACCUCAAAAUGAGGUCAAGGAGAAAGCUGUCACAAAGCCAGAGCAUGAUGCCAAUCCUUCCCCCAAAAGGGAACUAGAAUGUCAAGACACAUUGCUGGCAAACGAGGAGAAACGAGUCCAAUCGACCUCAGACGAUCUGGAAAACGCACAAAAGAAGGUCACCGAAGCCGCAACAAAAAACCCAGAGAUCCAGAGAAUAGAGUUUGCUCUCGAGGAAGAUGGCGAAGCUGAGGACUCUGAAGAGGAAGAUUCAGUGUCUAUGGAGAUUAGACAGGAAUUAUUUUCUCUAGUCAAGUCGUUCCCUGGACUGUCUAACAAAUACAAGCUAAUAGACAAGAUUGGUGAGGGAACGUUCUCCACCGUUUACAAAGCAUACGACCUACAGCGCAUAUCUGAAACCAGCAUGGGAAAGGCGGUUUGGAGUUCCCCACCAAAGAGUCGUACGAAUGAGUCCACGCAAUCAUCUGACGUCCCAAUUGUUGCAUUGAAAAGAAUUUAUGUCACGUCUUCCCCUUCGAGAAUAUACAAUGAGCUUCAGCUUUUGCAUAGUCUAGUGGGAUGCCCGAAUGUGGCUCCUCUAAUAGAUGCUGUUCGCUAUGAAGAUCAAGUCAUUGCCGUGUUGCCCUUUUAUAAGCACGCAGAUUUCCGCGAUUUCUACAGAGACUUACCUCUGUCUGGAAUAAAGAUAUACAUGCACGAGCUUUUUACUGCCCUGAGUUUUGUGCACGAAAAAAGAAUCAUUCAUAGAGAUAUCAAGCCUACCAACUUUCUAUAUAACCCGUUGACCAGGCGAGGAGUUUUGGUCGACUUUGGGCUUGCCGAAAAAGAAGCAGAAAUUGAUUACGCAGCUUGUCCUUGUUUCCAAGGAGGGCCGGCAGCAGAUGAGAUUGCGCCUAUGAAUGCAUUUCCUACCAAAGGAUACCCGAAAGAUGACCGCAGGCCAGGAAGGCGUGCCAAUCGAGCAGGAACUCGUGGAUUCAGAGCACCUGAGGUGCUGUUGAAGUGUGCAAAUCAAACUGUCAAGGUUGACAUAUGGUCUGCCGGGGUCAUGUUGCUCACACUUCUAUCGCGAAGGUUCCCAUUUUUCAACUCUACAGAUGACACCGCUGCCCUCAUCGAAAUAACGAAUAUAUUUGGGCUUUCUCAGAUGCGCAAAUGCGCCCAGCUGCAUGGUUUAGGUCUGGAAAGUAACCUCCCCAAAAUCGAGUCGGCACAAUCGCUAGGUGCUUUGCUAUACACAUCGAUUUUUCUGGAAGCCAAACAGGGCGACACGCUAGCAGAGGACUCUCCUGCUUGGGAGCUCUUGUCCGCAUUGGAUAAGAAAGGACGUCCUUCCGACACUAAGCUUGGAAGUGACUAUGCUGAGGCCCUGGAAGUACUCGAACUAUGUCUAAGACUAAAUCACAACGAGAGGAUUACCGCAGAUGAUGCUCUGAAGCUCCCCUUUUUCCGGUCAGGGUCUAAUGACGUCGACGAUAUCAUUUUAGAUUAG
Messenger RNA from Ogataea polymorpha, 1594 nucleotides. RefSeq lists its product as uncharacterized. NCBI's taxonomy places the organism in Eukaryota, Fungi, Ascomycota, Pichiomycetes, Pichiales, Pichiaceae. Gene Ontology annotation, biological process: protein phosphorylation; mitotic DNA damage checkpoint signaling. Gene Ontology annotation, molecular function: ATP binding; protein serine/threonine kinase activity. The record is from RefSeq and is a predicted model, not a curated record. The transcript has a single exon. Gene Ontology annotation, cellular component: nucleus. The coding region runs from base 362 to 1594 and encodes 410 amino acids.